Messenger RNA from Aspergillus eucalypticola CBS 122712, 2586 nucleotides. Its product is annotated as HET domain-containing protein. The record is from RefSeq and is a predicted model, not a curated record. The transcript has 2 exons. Bases 201 to 2576 code for a protein of 791 amino acids. Lineage: Eukaryota; Fungi; Ascomycota; Eurotiomycetes; Eurotiales; Aspergillaceae.
AGAUCCCUGUCUUUCAGCUCUGCCAACUCAGCAGAGGGGGAUUCUUAUUGAAAUGGAGAUAAACUCCACCCCAGCCUCCUCACAGCAGACUACAGGCUUUUCUGUCUGCCUCAACUUGUUGCCUUUCCACACUUGAGAGAGACUUUUCCUUCAGUACCAGGUCUUCUUUCUGCGUGGGAUACCUCAUCAGUAGGGUCAUCAUGGACGAGACUGGGGAUGUGAGCCAGCCUGUUGUGAAUGAAAAGACUGGAACGUGUUCCUUGUGUUCGUGUCUUGAAAGUUGUUCCUUGUGUUCGUGUCUUGAAGGUAUUCAGAAUUGGGAGUCCGAUGGGAGAUAUCCAACAAGGGAUUCAAAUUCAAAUUCUUUUUUAAAAGCUCAGCAAAUUUUUUUCCAUGAGCAGUGCCCAAAUUGUGAUGAUAUCCCAAAUGAUUUGCUCUGUAGGUUUUGCAAACAUCUAAGGCUGCGGCACCUGAAUAAUCACAUGACUCAACACAUCGAACAACUUGUGUUGAACUUUGGUACGGUUCAGGACAUACAGCAGCGGUCUGGCAAUUGUGCAUUUUGCAGCAUUGUUAUCCAAGAAGGGUGCUUGAAGGGUUGCAACGAGUAUUCGAAUUUGAUUAUGCGAAUUGAUAAUGCAACUCCAUACAAGGAUAUACACUUGGAGUUCAACUUCUACGAGCAAGGUAUUGCAAGGCUUCUCGCUAAAGACUAUGCUAAAUGCAUUGGUGGGAUUUUUGACAACACCAAACGGACAAUAUGGCAGCAGCCGAUGGUAGACUGGAGCACAGUCCGCAUCUGGCUAGAAAAUUGCGACAGAGAGCAUGGAAGCUCAUGCCACAAUGGACUCCUAAACUCACCGCCACACGAAUUCCGACUUAUUGACACGGAAAGAGGAUGCGUAGUAAUGGCUCCUCCUUCCUGCAGGUAUGCUACCCUGAGCUACGUGUGGGGUAGCACUACUGAUGAAAAUGCACUGGCAACAAAAAGCACCAUCAAAAUGCUGGAGGAAGAGGGUUACCUUUUUAAAACCCCUAUACCGGUGACAUUUAAGGAUAGCAUCUGUGCGUGCAUUGAAUUGAGGAUACGGUACCUCUGGAUCGACAGACUGUGCAUUGUGCAAGAUGACACUACCACCGUGAAAGCCUCACAGAUCAAUGCCAUGGGCGACAUAUAUGGCCAUUCUUAUCUCACCUUGGUGGAUUUAGAAGGCGUCACCAUGGAUCAUGGUCUUCCCGGGGUUUCGCAAGCAAGAGCAAGCCAUACUACUCAUAAGGCAUGCGGACUGAGCAUGAGAGCCAUGGAAGAUAAUUUCACUACGCUUGUCAAAAAAUCAAAAUGGAGAUCCCGAGGCUGGACGUUCCAGGAGGCAAUGCUAUCGACAAGGAUGUUGUUCUUUACAGAUACAGGUGUAUUUUUCGAGUGCUCCCAAGCUUCUCAGGAAGAUAGAUUUGCACUGUCGACGUCAACGCGGUUACAGUUCGCACCGGCCACAACAUACGAUAAACUUGUGUUCGAACUUUCAUCCAGAUCUUUUACUAUCAACUCUGAUGUCCUCAGGGCAUUUUCUGGCAUCAUGCAUUGGAAAUAUGGGACGGAGCAUUACUUUGGCCUACCAUAUUGUGAAUUUGUGAGGGGUAUGCUCUGGUGUCCCUGGGAUAUAUUUGCUUAUGAAACACCUGUGGCCAGGCGUACAGAUACAGGGGAUAUUUUUCCGACCUGGUCAUGGUCUUCUGUAAUGGAGCCCGUUUACUUGGAUUCAUACAACCGCAUCCAUACAUCAUUACUGGGUGUAUGGGGUACUCCAUCUUCCAGGACUAACGAAACGGUGCACAUAAUUUGGCCUCAUAAUCAACAACUGUCACGGGACGAGGAGGACGGCUGGGCUCGAGAACUUGGUUUCGCAUUGGCGUGGAAGGAGGGUUGCUUUCCAAAACCAUUACCGUCAAUGCUGAAUGUCAGCACCACCUGGAAAGAGUAUCGGGCCCUUCUCAGAUCCGGAUGGGCAUCAUUCGAUAAGCUUAACGAGGAGGCGCUUGGGUUAGCCUAUUUGCAUGGGGAGGAGGAGAUCGAAAAGAUAUUUUCCUCGUCUUGCAUGGAACAUGCCAAUCAGCCGGGGGCAUUGUUGGGGCAUACCCAGUCACUUGAAGCUCGAAUGAUCCAGUGGGGAGACAAAAAAAACAAAUUCGUUUUUGGAAGGUUUGUACAGGUAAUAUUGCACGGCAUGCGUGAUGACAGGGUAAACAUGUGGAUUAACUCUAACCCUGCCCAUUGGCAAUUUCUGGACCAUGAUUACAGCACGGAUCAUGAUACCAAAUUGAAUGUGCUUGCUCUUUCAAUGAGCCAUGUGGACGACAUCCUAUUCGAACAUGAACAUCGAGGCAAACAGGGUCGAUGGUAUGAUUCCGAGGAAAGCAUACUCUGCUCCUCCUGUGGCCUAGAUUUCAUUUUUCUGGUCGAUGUAUUGAUUGUCGAAACUCGAGAUGGACUCAGUCGACGAGUGACUACAGGGUUGGUCGAGCUUCAUGACUGGAUUUCUGCGUCGCCUGAAUUUCGGAACUUCACUCUUGUUUAGAAGUCUGGAG